CUCCGGGGUGUGGCAUCCCUUGUCCCGCCCUGCGCCCCUCCUCCCCUACCCCGCGCCGGCCAGUGGUCGCUCUACUACUCUCUUUGCUCUGGUCGCUUGCAGACACCUGCCGACCAUCCAACUUUCGCAGGACCAUGGCCAACCUCGAGCGUACCUUCAUUGCUAUCAAGCCAGAUGGCGUGCAGCGUGGCCUGGUGGGCGAGAUCAUCAAGCGCUUCGAGCAGAAGGGGUUCCGCCUGGUGGCCAUGAAGUUCCUUCGGGCUUCUGAGGAACACUUGAAGCAGCACUACAUUGACCUGAAAGACCGACCUUUCUUCCCCGGGCUGGUGAAGUACAUGAAUUCGGGGCCUGUGGUGGCUAUGGUCUGGGAGGGGCUCAAUGUGGUGAAGACAGGCCGAAUGAUGCUGGGAGAGACCAAUCCAGCUGAUUCUAAGCCAGGCACCAUUCGAGGGGAUUUUUGCAUUCAAGUUGGCAGGAACAUUAUUCAUGGCAGUGAUUCAGUGCAAAGUGCACAGAAGGACAUCAGUCUAUGGUUUAAGCCUGAAGAACUGGUUGUCUACAAGUCUUGUGCUUACAACUGGGUGUAUGAGUAG
This is a messenger RNA of Onychomys torridus (southern grasshopper mouse), 593 nucleotides long. Its product is annotated as nucleoside diphosphate kinase B. Gene Ontology annotation, molecular function: nucleoside diphosphate kinase activity. The record is from RefSeq and is a predicted model, not a curated record. Lineage: Eukaryota; Metazoa; Chordata; Mammalia; Rodentia; Cricetidae. Bases 135 to 593 code for a protein of 152 amino acids. Gene Ontology annotation, biological process: regulation of apoptotic process; UTP biosynthetic process; GTP biosynthetic process. The transcript is spliced from 5 exons.